Molecule: messenger RNA, 4278 nt
Organism: Mus musculus (house mouse)
Lineage: Eukaryota; Metazoa; Chordata; Mammalia; Rodentia; Muridae
Product: predicted gene, 53517
Exons: 2
Coding region: 483-1409 (308 amino acids)
Source: RefSeq, a predicted model, not a curated record
CCACCACCUCCUCCUCCUCCUCUUCCUCUUCUUCCUCCCCCUCCCCCACCUCUCUUUUACUGUCAGGAAGUAUCUGUAUCUAAACAGACAGGCUUGGCAACUGCUCAGAUAAACCAGGCACAGCGUCCCUACCUGAUGGAUAGGUUUAUAUGGUUUAAGCUGCUGACAUUUAUCAAAUUACGCUGACACCUUCCACAUCACCAUCCCGCUCCACAAACACACGCAGACUUCUUAAGGAAGCCUUUUAAUAUUUGCUUUUCUUAGGUAUCAUCACUUUUAAAGGUGUGCCCCUUUUUUGUUGUUGUUGUUAAAUACGUACUGUCCACCACAUAAGCAGGCCUUAACCACACUUGCUUUCUUAUGCUUAUGUAAAAUGAAGUAAAGACACAUCAUACCAUUCCAAUACCUCAGGUAGCCAUUAUCUGAACAUUACAUUCUCGAGGCAAAUUAUAUUCUCAGUCUUUCCAGAGUUGUUUGAAUAAAUGUUUAGCUCUUUACUGGGAGGAUUCUUCAGGGCUCUGUGUGCUGGCCUCCUCUGCUCGCAUGUCUGUUGGCCUCCUCUGCUCACAUGUGUGCUGGCCUCCUCUGCUCGCAUGUGUGCUGGCCUCCUCUGCUCACAUGUGUGCUGGCCUCCUCUGCUCACAUGUGUGCUGGCCUCCUCUGCUCAUUUGUGUGCUGGCCUCCUCUGCUCGCAUGUGUGUUGGCCUCCUCUGCUCACAUGUGUGCUGGCCUCCUCUGCUCACAUGUGUGUUAGCCUCCUCUGCUCACAUGUGUGCUGGCCUCCUCUGCUCACAUGUGUGCUGGCCUCCUCUGCUCGCAUGUGUGCUGGCCUCCUCUGCUCACAUGUGUGUUGUCCUCCUCUGCUCAUUUGUGUGCUGGCCUCCUCUGCUCACAUGUGUGCUGGCCUCCUCUGCUCACAUGUGUGCUGGCCUCCUCUACUCACAUGUGUGUUGUCCUCCUCUGCUCACAUGUGUGCUGGCCUCCUCUGCUCACAUGUGUGUUGUCCUCCUCUGCUCACAUGUGUGCUGGCCUCCUCUGCUCACAUGUGUGCUGGCCUCCUCUGCUCACAUGUGUGUUGGCCUCCUCUGCUCACAUGUGUGCUGGCCUCCUCUGCUCACAUGUGUGUUGGCCUCCUCUGCUCACAUGUGUGCUGGCCUCCUCUGCUCACAUGUGUGCUGGCCUCCUCUGCUCGCAUGUGUGUUGGCCUCCUCUGCUCAUUUGUGUGUUGGCCUCCUCUGCUCACAUGUGUGCUGGCCUCCUCUGCUCGCAUGUGUGCUGGCCUCCUCUGCUCACACGUGUGCUGGCCUCGGCUCGCACUCUUAUGGAAUUUACUCUUCUCAUUGCUCUCAGUGAAGAAGACUAGAGGUUGGUGGCUACCUGCAGGGAAACUAUACCUGAGGCUUCCUUAGAAAGAGUGGGUCCCAAACAGACACCGGCUAAGCUCGAAAUGGAAGGGUUAUCAGCUCUGUGAUAGGCUUCCAGGAGCUUCCUCUGGCCAUGAAGAUUAGAGAAGGCUCUGUCCAGGAGAUGGCUUUGAGACCACAGGUAGAAUUGGUGAGCUUUUGAUGGGGACAUGACAGGGGCAGAAAUGGGACUAGGGUUUUAUAUAAGAAGUCAUGAACUUGAAUAGAGACAGGAGUGGAAGAUGUAAGGAACACAGUAGAAGUAGGUUCAGGAUGAACGGGGAGGGGGACAAUCAGGAAGAAGGCGAGGACUGGUUUGACUCAGGGUUCCUUAGGUACCACAGACAAAGGCCCCUGGCCUAGCUGUCCUUGUUUAGUCUCAGACUGUUAAUGAUUGUUGCACCAUAUCCACUGUGUAGCUCUCUUGCUGGAAAGUUACUGCUAAGAAGUACAAUGUUGCCCAGAAUCAAGGUCAAGCAGCUGUUAUCAGUGGUGGUCAGUGUGUAUCCUUUCCACUGAAGCAAUUAGGAACCCAGUAUACCUUUCUAUCAUGGGCAAUAGAUGGGGAUGGGUAUAAACAAAGAGACUUGCACAUCUCAGUGGAAGGAGAACCAUGAAAGGAGGAGGAAAGGAAAGGAAACCAUGCUGAGAGCUCGGCUUUAGCUCUGAGAUGUGUGAACUGUCUUUCAGAGCAUCCAGAAUCAUGUUGAUUAAGAUGGGCAUGAUCAGAGGCCCACUUCCCAGCGGCUCCCAUGUAUCGUGUCGCCACAUAACUAGGACAGGAGAGGGCCAACCUGCAGGUCCCGGCUUUUCUUCACAAUGCUUCUCUGGGUCCAACCCUGCCUUCCUGCUAAACAGUAUCAAGACCCAUUGUUACUCCAGACGUCAUUUGCAGGUCAAGAUAGGUGGAGGCACUUGUCUGUGUAGUAAUUCUACUUGAUAGUCUGUAGUAUCAGGGUAUAAAAAUACAUGCCUUUAAAAAUAAGGGUCUGUGGGCUGGAGACAUGCUCUGUGAGGAAAUAGCUUGCUUUUCAGACAUGAGGGCCAGAGUUCUCAUCUCUGAAACCCACACAGAGCUGGGUUGUGAAGGAUGCAUCUAUGAUGCCAACAGUCCUAACGUUAGAUGGUGAGAGAGUAAUAGUCACUGAUUUAAAAAAAUGAACCAAACAAAAAUACAGCUUUUUUUUUCUUCUUCUCAUUUUCACCUCUUUUGAUCUGGCUUGAGAAUCUCUCUGAUGUAGACUUGUCACACGGUCUCUCAACUGGUCAGAGAGGAUGUCUCUCCCAUCAACCUGUCAAUGGCACUCUUCAUACGAUCAGGAGAGUGAUGCUGCUAAAAUGUAAAUCUGGACACUAUUUCACUCCCGUUUUACAACCCUCUGCUGACGGCUGGUGGCACACAUCCAAAUCGCUUCACAGAGCACAGGAGGCCUCCAUGGUUCCAUCCUCAAGUCUCUCCUGCCUUAUGUCUGAUACGCCACAGUUCCUCCACUCAGCUCCAAAUACAGUGACCAGGGACAGACCACCUCACUUCUGUCUGCUUGCUUCUGUGUUCUUUCUGCUUGAUAAAUGAUUUUGUGGCCUUCAAGACAUAGAGGAGGUGACCCCUUACACACCCAACAUGGUGAUGCUGCACCAGCCCUCUUUCCGGGAUGGCAAACUGCUCUUUUCUUGUGUCAUUUGUCCUCAGAGAUUCAGUUUUGGACUGGUCUCUUGGGGUGCCAGCUAAACAUUAGUUGUGAGCAGAAAUAGUUCUGGUUUCUACCCUGUCAGUUGCUAAUACUCUUUCAACAGAACUGGCUAUUAAUCAAAUAUCCUUACAGCUACAGGUGGAAUUACCACCCUGAUACACUAUGAGGAAGUGGAAAAGGCCCAACCUAGAAGAACUGAACUGAUAUGGGAAGACAACGGAAACUUUGACUAACAAAAAUGUGCUUGUGUUGAGAUGUGGAAGUUGACCUAUGAACCUGAGGGAAAUGGGCUGCACAUAAAGGGAAUGGAGAAACCCCAUGGGAAUUUAAGUCAAUCAUGGUCAGAUAAGAUUGGCUGGUCAGGAGCCUCAGCACCCAUCAUCUGCCUGCCUCAGCUUCCCUCGUGUCAGGGUUACAAGUGCAGCCACGGUGCCUGGUUCUUAAAGGGAUGUUCUGGAGCUGAAACACACGUCUUCAUGCUUGCUUGGCCAGCACUUACCAGUUAUGCUUUCACCCCAGCCUGCAUCAAGCAUUCUUCGAGUGUCAAUUCUCUGGUCAGGAAGUUGAAGCUUUCUGAGGUUGGUUCACCCAGGCUUAUUCUUCAGAUCCCAUAUGCUGUAACCAAAUUCUCUAACAACAGUUUCUUGCUAACUCCAUGACUACCACAAUUUUCUUGACUGGUGGAUAGAGAGAGAAAGAGAGGAGUGGCCCUCAGGAAUCUCAUCCUGCCUUUAAAAGUAGAAGGUGUCUGAGCAGCUCCAUUUUCAGUACCACGAUUGACUGAUUUUCUGCCCUUCAUCCACACCAUCUAAGUAAGAAGAGAAAACAUGCUAGACUUCAAAAACAUAUCUGAACAGAAUGAGUCUUAAAAUAUGAGGGGUGGUGGAGGGAACUGCAUUCCCCAUAACUUUCUAAGACUUGAUGUCACCUGCAUGUUAUUAUGCUAUAUUUCAAGUGGGCAUCACGUCUAGCCUUUGGAUGAGACCUUGCCUGCAAGUCCGGUAGGUACUGCAGAGCAUUCGCCCUAAACAUGUCAAGAACCUUAUGGGCUGUUAUUAGUUUGGUCUGAAUUAGUAGAAAAUUGUUAUACUCUAUCUGGGACUUUGCCAGUGUGAUGACAACCAGAGUUAGGAGCUGCCAGCAAUCACUAUUAACCACGGUGAUGGCUUUAUGGCUUUAUGCAU